AUGAAGUUCCUUGCCGUUAUCAUUUCACUUGCAGGCCUCGCCGUCGCAGCAACGGAGAUUGCGCCGGUAAUUGUCACAGCCAAAGAGGACGGCCAAAAGGUCACUAUCGACUCGGUUGAAGCCCUCCGCAUCUUGAAAAACAGCACUCAAUUUUGCUCGGCAAACACCGUGUUUCCCGCUCCCCAUGCUGCCGCCUCUGACGGCAACUGCUGUACCAACGGUAGCUACUGUAAUGACGGCUUGUUUGAUGGAAUUGCAAGUUGGAAGAAUGCUCUUGAGGAUUGA
Messenger RNA from Penicillium maclennaniae, 285 nucleotides. RefSeq lists its product as uncharacterized. Lineage: Eukaryota; Fungi; Ascomycota; Eurotiomycetes; Eurotiales; Aspergillaceae. The transcript is spliced from 3 exons. The record is from RefSeq and is a predicted model, not a curated record. Bases 1 to 285 code for a protein of 94 amino acids.